UAUGUUUGACAGUCUACAAUGAAAGAAUUACUAUCCAACAGAAAGAAAAUACCUAACAGUGUUGAGUGUAGCAACAGGAUGACACUGGAUUCUAACAGCCUUUUAAACUCAGUGCAGCUCUCUCCCCCUUUGGAGCUUGGGUGUUGUUGACAGUGUGUGCCCAGAAAUGUGAACCGGGACACUGCAGGAGUUAAAUUUUUAAACCUUCUCAUUGUUCUCUGAUGUAUAACAUUUCUUUUUUUCCCCUUCACAGGAAAUGACCUAGAGGCCUUACAAAUACAUUUGUGCAUUUUUGUUCUGAGUCUGCAAUUGAGGGCAAACGCAGUCUGGAAGCACCACUUCUUAAAGUUACAACGGAAACAACUACCUCAACAAACAGGGAAAGGGGAAGAAGGCUUGCAAUAACAAACACUCUAGUUUUUAAUAGCUUAUACUUGCAAAGUCUUCUGUAAGCAGUCCAAAUUUUUUUCCCCCUCCAAUAUUAAGAAGAGACACUACAAGUAAACUGAGUUGGCAGACUGGAUCUGUCAAGACAUUUGAAGAUAUUUGAUCUGCUGACAUAAGGAUUUGCUUUUUCAAGGAAAGAGCCUCUGCACUGCUUUUAUAAUCGCUGUUGAUCGGUGGUUUGCUCCACUUUUCCUGAUACCUACUAAUGGGAGAGUUGUAUUAAGGUAUUGCUUCUAAAACUAUUAUUUGCAUUGACAGAACUAACUUUUGUAGAUGCAACAGCAAUGGACGACGUUACGCUCGUGAAGAACUUGUAAGCGAUCGCUUCUCUGCUCCAGUUGGCUUUUCUGCCUGCGGAGGGGAUACCACACAAGAGACAGAGCAUUAUUAAGAUACUUGGGCUUGCUUUUUGAGUACAGUUUAUAACUGCAGCAGGGCUGCACCGAAUAUUGAAAACACAGAGUCAGCAAAUCUGCUGCCGUUCCCACUGCUGAUACAGAUUACACAGACGCUUGCCUUUCUGAAAUGCCUUUUGUGAAACCUAUGUACACAGUCCUGCACUGUUACUGUACAUAGAUACCCGAGGAAGGAAUUUGACAAGUGAUUGUUAAUUCAAGAACUCUCCGGACAAGCACUCACUUAUGUAUUGCUGCAGUGCACAAGAAAGCAAAAUGGACUAUAAGCGGCGCUUUUUGCUUGGCGGGUCCAAGCAGAAAGUGCAGCAACACCAGCAGUAUCAACUGCCCGAGCUGGGCAGGACCCUGAGCGCCCCGCUGGCAUCGGCCACCCCCAGCACCCCCCUGGUGUCCCCGGCUGCUGCGGGCGGCUGCUCCCACCCCGCCUCCCACACGACUCCGAUCGCAGACAUCCAGCAGGGAAUCUCCAAAUACCUGGAUGCACUCAACGUCUUUUGCCGUACGAGCACUUUCCUCACAGACCUUUUCAGCAGCGUGUUCAGGAACUCGCACUACUCUAAGGCAGCUAUGCAACUGAAAGACGUGCAGGAACAUGUCAUGGAAGCGGCGAGUCGACUCACAGCAGCAAUAAAACCAGAAAUAGCAAAAAUGCUGAUGGAACUGAGUGCAGGAGCUGCAAACUUCAAAGAUCAAAAAGAGUUCAGCCUACAAGACAUUGAAGUACUUGGGCGAUGUUUCUUGACAGUGAUGCAGGUCCACUUCCAAUUCCUGUCACAAGCUUUGCAGAAGGUCCAGCCAGUGGCACACUCCUGCUUUGCUGAAGCUGUAGCUCAGGAGAGGAAGAACAUUAGUGGGACUGGAACCUCAAAUAUAAGCCCCACAAAUGAGCUGGAAGAUGCAAUAAGAUCAUGGAGAGGAGCAGCAGAGGCCACAUCUCGACUGCGAGAAAGAGGCUGUGAUGGAUGUUUGGCAGGAAUUGAAGUUCAGCAGCUUUUCUGCUCACAGAGUGUGGCCAUCCCUGAACAUCAGCUCAAAGAGCUAAACAUGAAAAUUGACAGUGCUUUGCAGGCUUACAAAGUGGCUCUGGAGAGCUUGGGUCAUUGUGAAUAUGCAAUGAAGGCUGGCUUCCACUUGAACCCAAAAGCAAUUGAAGCAAGUCUUCAGGGCUGCUGCAGUGAAGCUGAAGCUCAGCAAACAGGAAGGAGACAGACUCCACCUCAGCCUAUUCAGUGUGAGCUGCCCACUGUCCCUGUCCAGAUUGGAUCCCAUUUUCUGAAAGGAAUCUCCUUCAAUGAGUCUGCAGCAGAAAACCUGAAGCUGAAAACGCACACAAUGCUGCAGUUGAUCAAGGAAGCCGGAUGCCAUAAUGGACUCACACCCCGGGACGACUCUCCCGUGACUGAAGUGCUGAACCAGGUCUGCCCUUCCACAUGGAGAGGAGCCUGCAAAACUGCUGUGCAGCUGUUGUUUGGCCAGGCUGGACUGGUGGUUGUGGACACGGCACAGAUUGAAAAUAAAGAAGCCUAUGCUCCUCAGAUAAGUUUAGAAGGAUCCAGAAUUGUGGUGCAAGUUCCAUCAACAUGGUGUCUGAAAGAAGAUCCAGCAACAAUGUCUUUGCUACAGAGGAGUCUGGAUCCGGAGAAGACUUUGGGGCUGGUAGAUGUGCUGUAUACUGCUGUGUUUGAUACACACAGGUGGAAGGAAGGAAGAGAGCAAGCUUUGCCUUGUAUUCAGAUCCAGUUACAGCGUGAAAUCUCAGAAUUUGGGAGCCAAGUUGACAUGCCAUCGGGGAAUGGAAGCAAAUCUUCAGGGGGUCUGCAAAAGACAUUCUCAAAACUGACUUCACGGUUUACAAAAAAAACCUCCUGCACUAGUACAAGUAACACAGGAAGUUACUCAAUCCCCAAUACACCUUCCAAAAACGUCUUCAUAAGUUCCAGCUCAGAGGAGAAAGCUAAAAUGCCCACUACCAUGGACGCACGGUUGCAGAACAUCCUGAACAUUGGUAACUUACCUCGGAGCGCAGAUGCCCUGCAGCCAGUGCAGAGCACAAAUAACCAGCUCGUCAAUGGGUUCCUAGUGGAAAGGCGGGACAGCUUCUUCAAACCAGAUGAUGGCAAGGAUGACAAAGGUAUGAAUUUACCAACUGACCAAGAAAUGCAAGAUGUUAUAGAUUUCUUGUCUGGUUUUAACAUGGGCAAAUCCCAGCAGACUUCUCCGAUGGUGAAAAGAAGGAACUCUGUUGCAUCCUCUACAGCAGCAGAACAAAAGUCAGGAGCAGUUCAACAGCAGCCGCAGUCUGUGUCUCACACCCCACUGCAUCCUCCUCAGCAAGGCUUGUCCCAGCAGCAGUCCCAAAAGCAGCAGCAGCAAAUGCAGUAUUACCAACACUUGCUUCAACCUAUUGGACCACAGCAACGUGUACCUGCCAAAUGGCUCAGUAAUUCUUCACAGCAGCAAGCUCCGGCUGUUGGGGCUGGAUUGUCUCAUAUAAAUCAAUGGAACAAUCCUGGUUUUUCAGAUUUAAGCUCUGAUUUGUACAGCUUGGGUCUUGUGAGCAGCUAUAUGGACAAUAUGAUGGCAGAGAUGUUAGGACAGAAACCACAAGGACCUAGAAACAACACAUGGCCAAAUCGUGACCAAACUGAUGGAGUGUUUGGAAUGUUGGGAGAAAUCCUGCCUUUUGACCCUGCAGUUGGCUCUGAUCCAGAGUUUGCCCGCUAUGUUGCUGGGGUGAACCAGGCUAUGCAACAGAAGAGGCAAGCACAGCACGUCCGUCGUCCAAGCACCACGCGUGGCAACUGGCCUCUUCCCGAUGAUCCUCACAAAACCUGGCCCUUUCCCGAGUAUUUCACAGAGGGUGAUGUGACAAACAGCUGGUCUGGUACUCAAGGAGACUCUGCCAGCUCAAGUGAUGAGACCUCCUCAGCUAACGGAGACAGUUUGUUCUCCAUGUUCUCAGGGCCAGACCUUGUUGCUGCUGUAAAGCAGAGGAGAAAACACAGCAGUGGUGAACAGGAACCCAGCACGCUGCCAUCGCCCCCACUUCUCUCUGCAGCAGAUGACCGCAGUCAGGAUAACAAGACCAAAACCUGGCCUCCCAAGGCCCCGUGGCAGCACACAUCCUCUGUGCCGAGCACGCUGCCCAGCCAGAGCACGUCCCUGUACCCCAUGAGCAGCUCCGUGAGCCAGUGGAGCGACACCAUGCAGAUGCUCCAGUCGCCCAUGUGGGCCAGCGACUGCGCCCCGGCAGCCGGCCUCUCCUCCAGCUUUGCCUACGCGCAGCAGCAGCAAUCCCAACAGGCUUCCCAGCACAAACAGAUGAACAAGGGCUUUAAAUCUUUCCCAGUGAAGCACGAAUGCAGACCAUCGUACCUGCACCAGUACUAACUGCUUUUUGUACUGGAAAAUGCAGCACAGGGCCAAAUGAAAAUUACAUUACUUUGAUUCACAGUGCUGUGUUGGCUGUAUCCUGUUUCUCUCUUGAUGUGGGAUUGAGGGGCUUUGGGUGAGAUAGACAAACUCUCGGAUUCUGAGUUACAGUGCUGAGCAAAUAUGGCCAAUAUGUUUGGUGUAUAUGAAACAGCCCAAAACUGUGAUGUAGAAAUGCUUUUAAAAAUGCAUAAUUGCCUUUACUUUCAAGACAUUUUUUUUUCUAAAAAUAACUGCUGAAGGACUACCAUACAAGAAACACUGUAUUUUGUAGCUAUUUUUCAUAUAGAUUUAUAGUUAAAACAUCAUACUGAAACACAUUGAAUAUGUUGAAGCAAAUAUAUAGUGGUCACUUUGCUCAACACUGUUUGUGUUUAAAUUUAUAAAGGACAAGCUGUAGAACCUUUGUAUUCUCCAUUACAGCCCGUGGGCAGCUUUUUUAAAAUGAAGUGCAACAGCAGCUUUUCCUGUGCUACACAAGUGAGUUCAUUUGGGAACUGCUGCAGAAACAGUUGCAAAACUGAGUUUUGUGGCAGUUUCCUUACUGUAAGAUCAGCAGAACCACUCAGGCUUGUGUCGUCAACAUUACCUGAGCUGCCUGACAUAGAUGGCACCUGUGUGCACAGCGGGACCCUGGUUCUCACACACCUGUGUGCACAGCGGGACCCUGGUUCCAGACACCUGUGUGCACAGCGGGACCCUGGUUCUCACACACCUGUGUGCACAGCGGGACCCUGGUUCCAGACACCUGUGUGCACAGCAGGACCCUGGUUCUCACACACCUGUGUGCACAGCGGGACCCUGGUUCUCACACACCUGUGUGCACAGCGGGACCCUGGUUCUCACACACCUGUGUGCACAGCAGGACCCUGGUUCUCACACCUGUGUGCACAGCGGGACCCUGGUUCUCACACACCUGUGUGCACAGCAGGACCCUGGUUCUCACACCUGUGUGCACAGCGGGACCCUGGUUCCCACACACCUGUGUGCACAGCAGGACCCUGGUUCUCACACACCUGUGUGCACAGCGGGACCCUGGUUCCAGACACCUGUGUGCACAGCAGGACCCUGGUUCUCACACACCUGUGUGCACAGCAGGACCCUGGUUCUCACACACCUGUGUGCACAGCGGGACCCUGGUUCCCACACACCUGUGUGCACAGCGGGACCCUGGUUCCAGACACCUGUGUGCACAGCAGGACCCUGGUUCUCACACACCUGUGUGCACAGCAGGACCCUGGUUCUCACACCUGUGUGCACAGCAGGACCCUGGUUCCAGACACCUGUGUGCACAGUGGGACCCUGGUUCUCACACAAACCGUGUCCUGUGGCUGCAUUUAGCCAAAGGCAUUACCCACACGGUGCUCCCACAGUGUGUGAAAGCAAAGCCUAAGAGACUACUUGCAUUUAUUUAAAGUCUUAUUUCAGAUGCUACAGUUGAUUAAAAAUUGUGAGCUGGCUCAGAAGAUACUAAAACUGAAAUGUGGGGUAGCAGUUAGUUAAAAGAACAUUAUUUUUUUUAAAAGGAUAAAGUAAUUAUUUGCAGUCAAUAUGUGCCAUUAGGUGAACCUGUGGAAUUAGGAAUAAUCUUCCAACCAAAGUGGAUCGGGGCGAGUGACUGGUGCUUACAAAUUCAAGAACAGUGGUAAAUAUAUGUAUACCUAUCCCACUGUAUAUGAAUUGAGGUUACAGAAGAUUCUUUAUAUAGUUAGAGCUUAUUUAAAUUUUCAUAUUUCAUCUUUGAAAGAGUCUAAAAACCACAAUAUUUUCUGGUAUAAGAGUUUUGACAGUAUUAAUCUUAUUUUUAUAUUUUUCUUAAGUCAUAUCAUUCUAAUAUGUUAACUACUAGUAAAAUGGGUUAUUAGUUCUAACUACAUAAUUUUUCAAUGAAGAUAAAGCACAUUUUUUGGUUUUGGUUUUACAAACUAAGUACAUCUAUAUCUGAAGAUACCAAAAAAUAAAUACAUUAUAUAUAUAUAUAUAUAUAUAUACACACAUAUAUAAAUAAAAAGUAUACACAACACUAAAACUAUUGAACAUUUGGGUAUUUAAAACCCAUCCACCUUUUUUGUUUGUAUGGUGACGGGCUCUAUUUGCAGGCCCAGAUUGUUACCUUUUGUGCUGUUUGAGGAUGCCAAUGUUGCCUGUAUUUAUGAUAUUGUCACCAUGUUUUCUGAAACUUCAUACUUACCAUGUUUACAAAGAUUUGUUUGCUGUACAUAGACUUUUUACAGUAAUGUGCUUUGCACAAUCAGUGUGGCUUCUGUCUGUAAAUUGUUAAUGGUCUGUACUACUAUAAUUUUGAAAACCUUCCACUGAAAAUGUUAGUGGUUAUUUAACUUCAUGAAUGGUUUCGAGUUUCCUAAAUCUUGUUGUUUAGAUCUAAUAUUAAAUCCCAAAUUUGGUUGUACUUACUUGGUUAUUCAUACUAAGACCAAAAUGGAAGUUAAUGAAAUCAACUUAAUUUUGAACUUUUUUUCUAAUAAGUGCCAAAAUGAUUGCUAUAGUUUUUGCAGUUUAUUCAUAAUUACAAAUGCUGGCAAGUUUCUGGACCUACAUAAGUGAAUUGUGAAAACAAAGAAAGUUUGUCUGCAUUUUGACCACGUGGGUGCUACUCUGUCCUUUGCUUCCGAUUGUUCUGAACACUGGUAAUUUUAAGAAUUGUUGCACUUGGCAAAUGAGUCUUGCCCUUAAACUUCACUUACACUGCCAAGUGCAAGGGUUUGGUGCUUAGUUAACUUACCCUUAUUGCAGUGCUUCUUGUGAAUAGCUAACGCUUCUGAACUGGAACUGUACAGUUUGUAUUUUAAAGCUUCUGUAAAAGUAAACUAUUUGCUUUAUUAAAGAUAUACAUUUAAUAGGUCA
This is a messenger RNA of Vidua chalybeata, 7160 nucleotides long. It is a transcript of the gene GARRE1, whose product is annotated as granule associated Rac and RHOG effector 1. NCBI's taxonomy places the organism in Eukaryota, Metazoa, Chordata, Aves, Passeriformes, Viduidae. Bases 1089 to 4253 code for a protein of 1054 amino acids. Gene Ontology annotation, molecular function: CCR4-NOT complex binding. The transcript has 13 exons. The record is from RefSeq and is a predicted model, not a curated record. Gene Ontology annotation, biological process: Rac protein signal transduction.